This is a messenger RNA of Protobothrops mucrosquamatus (brown spotted pit viper), 934 nucleotides long. It is a transcript of the gene DNAJC19, whose product is annotated as DnaJ heat shock protein family (Hsp40) member C19. The transcript has 6 exons. The coding region runs from base 144 to 491 and encodes 115 amino acids. Gene Ontology annotation, cellular component: PAM complex, Tim23 associated import motor. Gene Ontology annotation, biological process: protein import into mitochondrial matrix. The record is from RefSeq and is a predicted model, not a curated record. Gene Ontology annotation, molecular function: ATPase activator activity. Lineage: Eukaryota; Metazoa; Chordata; Lepidosauria; Squamata; Viperidae.
GACAGGCCCUCCCUCGGCUUACGGCAGGGCUUCUGAGGGGAAGGCGUGAGGGGCGCUUCAGCCUCUCCGAGGGCGGGAGGGCCGCGGCUGGUUUCCCGCCUUUUGCUCUUCUCCCCGGGCGUGUGUGAAGGAGCGCGGCAGGCAUGGCUGGUACUAUGAUAGUAGUUGGCCUGACAAUAGCUGCUGCUGGUUAUGCAGGUCGCUAUGCGCUGCAAGCAUUGAAGCAAAUGGAACCACAAGUAAAGCAAACUCUGCAAUCUCUGCCAAAAACUGCCUUCAGUGGCUAUUACAGAGGUGGAUUCGAAAGCAAAAUGAACAAGCGGGAAGCUGCCUUAAUAUUAGGAGUGAGUCCUACAGCUAACAAAGCAAAAAUCAGAGAAGCUCAUAGAAGAAUCAUGCUUUUGAAUCAUCCUGAUAAAGGUGGGUCUCCUUACGUUGCAGCCAAAAUUAAUGAAGCUAAGGAUUUACUGGACAGUCAAGCUAAGAAAUGAAAACUCAUCAUUGAUUUAACAAUUAGAAUAUAUUUUCAAAAUAACCCAAAGAAAAUUGACAAAUGAAGCUGUCAUAACACGCCAAAAGGAUAUUGUUUUGAUGUAAGGCAUAUCCUUCUCUGUGGUUAUUUUCAGAAAUUAAUGUCAACCACAACUUCUGAUGCACUUCUGAUGAAGUGCAAGUUUGUACAGAACCAGUUAAUCAGAUAGUAAUAUCUGAAAUUCACAGUUAUCGUUUUAGAUUAAAAAAAAUUAGCAGGAUAAAUGUGAACGUGAAGAUUCUGCUGAAAACAUCUUUUGAGGCUUAAUAAUAUUUUGCAGUAAUUUAUUUCUCAGCUGAGAACAGCUGUAUUAUUUUAUCAUAGAAUUAUGGUGCAGUAUUCUUCAAAAGUGAUUUUUUAUUACCAUGAUUGCUGAGCAAUAAAAUUCUUACAGUAUUUCUU